Messenger RNA from Linnemannia hyalina, 1302 nucleotides. NCBI's taxonomy places the organism in Eukaryota, Fungi, Mortierellomycota, Mortierellomycetes, Mortierellales, Mortierellaceae. The record is from the annotation of a GenBank genome assembly.
AUGGCGACCGUUAUCAAGGGCCUUGGACGGGCUGGUCCGCCAAUCAUGAUGCUGGCGCUCUUCCUGACCGCCUUCCCGCCCGUGUUCGGUUACUCAUCCCUGAUCACCAUGUCGGGGUAUGUGUAUGGGUUCGGACUUGGCCUCUUUAUCGCAUACACAUCUGCUCUCUUGGGAUCCAUUGCUUGCUUCUACCUCUGCCGUCGGUGGUUCAAGGUCCAAGUUAGGGCGCUCAUGGCCAAGAAGCAAAGCAUGAAAUCUGUCGUCAAGGCUGUUGAAAAGCGGGGGUUCAAGUUGAUGGUCCUGAUUCGAUUGGCGCCAUACCCAUUCAACGUCAUGAACGCGCUCCUUUCAGCGACUCAUAUCCCCCUCUCAACGUUCGCCCUCGCCACAGCCCUCUCGCUCACAAAAUUGGCGCUACAUGUCUAUAUCGGAUCGACCCUAUCCUCCCUGGCUCCUAUUACCACACCUGAAGGCGAAACCACCAACCCUGACGGAUCUCUGCCACCAACCACUCCAGUCAACGGCGAUACCCAUGGUCGCAACUUGAAGAUUGUCUUUAUGGUGAUCAGCAUCAUCAUUGGAUUCGCAGUCGGUGCCUAUGUCUGGACAGUUGCCAAGCGGGAGAUUGCGGCCAGCGAAGGAAUCCGGAUCGAGAGACGCAAAAAGAGACGCGCUUCUCUGAGACAGAGUCGGGCUUCCAUGAGAUCUGUCGAGGGACUUGGUUCUGGACGUGAUAACUACCUUCAACGACACCUCUUGGCCAGAUCAGGCUCUUCGGGCGGGAUUGCUGAACUGGGACAGGAUAAUGUGCCGGCCAUUGAUUUGACUUCUUCGGGAUCUGAAUUUGUUGGUGGGGCGGUUGGGUUCUCGAUAAGUGGGUAUCAGGAUGAAGAGGAUGAUGGAUUGGAAGAUCAGGCGCUGGUUGGAAAUGGCGGAGAACGAUCAUCGCAUCACCUUCACUCGCUCUCCAGGUCUGGGAUCAAUCUUGCAGUAGGAGGAGGGUCAGGACGCGCAGAUUACGGAUCGGAUUCUGACGAGUCUGACUUCUUGGACGACGAGGACGACUAUGACGAUGAUGAUAUGAGUGACAUGGAGCGCGGAAUCGAUAACGACGACAGCAAUGCUCAUGGCCGCAACUCAAGGAGGGCAUCGUUUACAGGACAGAACAGCACAGAAAUGAAUGUCCGAAAUCCUUUACCCCGCCACACCCAGGGAUCAUCAUUAGGGACCUCCUCCCAGAAUACAAUGGGCUGGUUUGCAGAAAACGGCGUCGAUAUCAGCAACAACGACAGGGGAUGGUGA